Molecule: messenger RNA, 393 nt
Organism: Setaria italica (foxtail millet)
Lineage: Eukaryota; Viridiplantae; Streptophyta; Magnoliopsida; Poales; Poaceae
Product: formate--tetrahydrofolate ligase-like
Exons: 1
Coding region: 1-393 (130 amino acids)
Molecular function (GO): formate-tetrahydrofolate ligase activity; ATP binding
Source: RefSeq, a predicted model, not a curated record
AUGAGAGAGAGGCUUGGAAGAAUGUUGAUAGGGAACAGCAAGUCAGGUGAGCCGAUUACUGCUGAUGAUCUUGGUGUUGGAGGUGCCUUGACUGUCCUAAUGAAAGAUGCUAUUCAUCCGACCCUCAUGCAAACUCUUGAAGGCACACCAGUGUUAGUACAUGCUGGACCAUUUCCUAACAUUGCUCAUGGAAACUCUUCAAUUGUUGCUGAUAAGAUUGCUUUGAAGUUGGUUGGGAAGGGUGGCUUUGUUGUUUCUGAGGCAUGUUUUGGAGCUGAUAUCGGAACUGAGAAGUUCAUGGAUAUAAAGUGUAGGUACAGUGGAUUGGUGCCACAGUGUGCUAUUAUUGUGGCCACAAUUCGAGCUCUUAAAAUGCAUGGAGGGGGCCUCUAG